This is a messenger RNA of Taeniopygia guttata (zebra finch), 1575 nucleotides long. The record is from RefSeq and is a predicted model, not a curated record. NCBI's taxonomy places the organism in Eukaryota, Metazoa, Chordata, Aves, Passeriformes, Estrildidae.
CCCCCGGUCCCGCUGUCCCCGCCCGUCCGGGGCGGUCCCGCCGCUCCUUCCGGCAGCGAUGGCGGCGGCGGCACUGCCGGGACUGGGUCCCGGUGAGGUCGCAGCGGCCGCUCAGGCGUUGGCGCUGCCCGCGGAGGCGUUCGGCAACGACCCCCGCGUGGAGCUGGCCUGGGCCAUGAGGGCCCACCAGCACGCCCAGGUCUACUUCAACCAGAUCUGCUCGGUGGACCCCCAAUUCCUGCGGCUGACCCCGAUGGACGAGCGGAUCUACGAGAACUUCCGCGGAACCUUCCGGAACCUGCGCCUCGACCGCCUGGACCCCGAGGAGCUGAAAUCUGAGGCUGCCAAGGCGAAGUGGCGCCCGUUCUGCCUGGCCUUCGAGGGCCUGGUGGAGGAUUUCAAUUUCGGGACGCUGCUGCGCCUGGACGCGCGCGGCGCCUACACGGAGGAGAACACCAUCCUCGCCACCAGGAUCCAGUUCUUGGCCAUCGAGAUCGCCCGGAACAGGGAGGGCUGCAACCAGGAGCUGCACCGGCGGCAGCGGGAACGCGGGGACACGGGGGAGAGGGAGCCCGAAACCCAAUAAACCCUGCAAGGAAUUCAAUAAAUCCUGCAAGGAAUUCAAUAAAUCCUGCAAGGAAUUCAAUAAAUCCUACAGAAACCCAAUAAAUCCUGCAAGAGGUUCAAUAAAUCCUACAGAGAUCCCAUAAAUCCUGCAAGAAAUUAAAUAAAUCCUACACAGAUCCAAUAAAUCCUGCAAGAAAUUCAAUAAAUCCUACAGAAACCCAAUAAAUCCUGCAAGAAAUUCAAUAAAUCCUACACAGAUCCAAUAAAUCCUGCAAGAGAUCCAAUAAAUCCUAAAAGAUCAAUAAAUCCUACAGAGAUCCAGUAAAUCCUGCAAGAAAUUCAAUAAAUCCUACAGAAACCAAAUAAAUCCUGCAAGAGAUGAAAUAAAUCCUACAGAGAUCAAAUAAAUCCUACAGAGAUCCAAUAAAUCCUAAAAGAUCAAUAAAUCCUACAAGAGAUCCAAUAAAUCCUACAAGAGAGCAAAUAAAUCCUACAAGAAAUGAAAUAAAUCCUACAAGAGACUCAAUAAAUCCUACAGAGAUCCAAUAAAUCAUAGAGAGGCAAUAAAUCCUACAGAGAUAAAUAAAUCCUACAAGAUAUUCAAUAAAUCCUAAAAGAUCAAUAAAUCCUACAAGAGAUCCAAUAAAUCCUUCAAGAGAUUCAAUAAAUCCUAAAAGAUCAAUAAAUCCUACAAGAGAUCAAAUAAAUCCUUCAAGAGAUUCAAUAAAUCCUAAAAGAUUCAAUAAAUCCUAAAAGAUCAAUAAAUCCUACAAGAGAUCCAAUAAAUCCUGCAAGAAAUUCAAUAAAUCCUACAGAAACCCAAUAAAUCCUGCAAGAAAUUAAAUAAAUCCUACACAGAUCAAAUAAAUCCUGCAAGAAAUUAAAUAAAUCCUACAGAGAUCAAAUAAAUCAUACAAGAGAGGCAAUAAAUCCUACAGAGAUCCAAUAAAUCCUGCAAGAAAUUCAAUAAAUCCUGCAAGGAAUUCAAUAAAUCCUACAGAGAUCCAA